GUUUUAUUACAAAACCUUUCUAUUAUUGAAUCAUGGAUUUAUUCGAUGCUGGUUAUAUAAGGCGCUAGACUUACAGCCUGAUUCUCUAUCUCGAAACGAGCGUUCGUCUCAUCCAAACAGCCGUUUGUUCGUCUAUUUGUACUACCUAACACGAAUUCGCUACCCUGGCGAUAACUAGUCGAUAACAGCUGAUUGUUAUGUGACGAAAACGUAACAAAUGUGAAUUCUCUAACACGAAUACGACUUCAAAUAAAGAAAAAAAGAGUCAAAUUCAAACGAAAGAGUUUUUGCUAUCGUGUGAGCCGCUAAAAUGGAUAAUUCAAGCAAAAAAGUGUUUAAAAAAACUUCCAGUGCUCAGUUCGAUGUGCUGGUAAAAGAGCUGGAGAAAAAUCCAGACUUGGCAAAAGGCGCUCCAAUGUUUGGUGCGAGUAAGAGCCUGGUAGAACUGCAGUGGAAUGAAUUAGCCAAUAAAUUAAACGCACAUGGACCUCCACAAAGAACAGCUACCGAAUGGAAAAGAUUUGGGCUGAUCUUAAAAGCCGCACAAAGAAGAAAAUUGCGGAAAAUGCGUCCAGCAUGCAUGCCACAGGUGGUGGACCAUUCCGGCUUUCGACCGGAUCUUGCUGGUGUCAAAAGCGGCCACACCAAGUGGUACAGUUCUCGGUGUAAGGCAAGUGGUUGUACGCUCAGAACCAGAGCUUGACCAAUCACCUCAACCACCAUCACCUGAGGAGCUGAUCCCAAUAGUUGUCACUACUCCGGUCCGCACAGCUGCACUAAUUGGGGUUGUGACACCUACCAGACAGCAGUCCACUACACCAAAAAGGCAUAUAGCCGCAGCAUCAGCGCCACAAAGCAGCCGGAAGAGAACUUUCCAGGAGCUUAUAGCCGAGUCAGCGAAGGAGCAAGCCUCUGCAGCGAAAAUUCAAGCUGAAGCUGCGCAAAAAAUGGCAGAAGCGGCUAUGAUUCAGGCUGAAUCCACCAGAUCCAUAGCAGAAACGCUUAAAGAGUUGCUCGAGAUCACAAUCAGGCAAGCACAGGCCAUUGAAAGUUUGCAAGACAAAUUUGUUUAGUUCCCUUUUUAUAUAUAUUUUUUUAUUUAAGCCACUUGACGGCGGAUAAUUUUGUUAAAUCAAAGUGUACAGUAAUUCAUAAAAGGAUAGACUCGGAGUUAAAAAAAAACUGUGGCCAUUUGUUCAACGAAAAUUUUUAAUUUGCUAAGUUUGUAUAAAAAUAUGAUUCAUACUACAACAAUAAUUUCAGAAAUCAGAGCUUCAAACUUUUUGCAAAAUUUAGGAACGUUCCGCAAAUUUUCCUCAAAACUGUCCACUAUUCAAUCACAUUUUUCUUGGAAAACUUCGAUUAAAAAGAGCACAAUUUUGAUAGCAAUUUGCAGUUUUCCUAAAGUUAGCAAAAAAUUUGAAGCUCUGAUUUCUGAAGUUAUUGUUGUAGUGUGAGUCAUAUUUUUUAUAAUCAAUUAGCGAAUUAAAAAUUACGGUUGAACAAAUGGGCACCGGUUUUGUUAAACUCUCGAGUCUAUUCUUUUUUGGCAUCUUGAUUAAAAAAAUUUAUCUUUGCUGAACAAAUGGCAAGAACACUCACUGUACCUAAAAUGAAUUGGCUGUUUAUAAUUUUUUAGCAAUAGUAUUGAACUGAAUAGAAUUAAUUAAUUUGACUGAAUUUAA
This is a messenger RNA of Rhagoletis zephyria (snowberry fruit fly), 1685 nucleotides long. RefSeq lists its product as uncharacterized. The record is from RefSeq and is a predicted model, not a curated record. NCBI's taxonomy places the organism in Eukaryota, Metazoa, Arthropoda, Insecta, Diptera, Tephritidae.